Messenger RNA from Euleptes europaea (tarantolino), 1987 nucleotides. It is a transcript of the gene RBBP4, whose product is annotated as RB binding protein 4, chromatin remodeling factor. The record is from RefSeq and is a predicted model, not a curated record. Bases 70 to 1347 code for a protein of 425 amino acids. Lineage: Eukaryota; Metazoa; Chordata; Lepidosauria; Squamata; Sphaerodactylidae. The transcript is spliced from 12 exons. Gene Ontology annotation, molecular function: histone binding. Gene Ontology annotation, biological process: regulation of gene expression. Gene Ontology annotation, cellular component: nucleus; NuRD complex; ESC/E(Z) complex.
AAGAACCCGGGAUUCAGCCGUAACGUCGGCAGCGUUUUAUCGCCUACGCGGCGGAAGACAGUCCCUAUCAUGGCGGAUAAAGAAGCUGCCUUUGAUGAUGCAGUGGAAGAACGAGUGAUCAAUGAAGAAUAUAAAAUAUGGAAAAAGAAUACUCCUUUCCUCUAUGAUCUUGUAAUGACCCAUGCUUUGGAGUGGCCCAGUUUGACUGCUCAGUGGCUUCCUGAUGUAACCAGACCUGAAGGAAAAGACUUCAGUAUUCAUCGGCUAGUUCUUGGGACUCAUACCUCUGAUGAACAAAACCAUCUUGUGAUAGCCAGUGUGCAACUCCCUAAUGAUGAUGCGCAGUUUGAUGCCUCCCAUUACGAUAGUGAGAAAGGAGAGUUUGGGGGCUUUGGCUCUGUUAGUGGUAAAAUUGAAAUUGAAAUAAAGAUCAAUCAUGAAGGAGAAGUGAAUAGAGCACGCUACAUGCCCCAGAAUCCAUGCAUUAUCGCCACAAAGACUCCAUCCAGCGAUGUUCUUGUGUUUGAUUAUACCAAGCAUCCAUCUAAGCCAGAUCCUUCUGGUGAGUGCAAUCCAGAUCUUCGUCUUCGUGGGCAUCAGAAAGAAGGCUAUGGCCUAUCUUGGAACCCAAACCUUAGUGGCCAUUUGCUUAGUGCAUCUGAUGAUCAUACUAUCUGCUUGUGGGACAUAAGUGCUGUUCCCAAGGAAGGGAAAGUGGUGGAUGCCAAGACCAUUUUUACUGGUCAUACAGCUGUGGUGGAAGAUGUUUCCUGGCAUUUGCUCCAUGAAUCUCUCUUUGGAUCUGUCGCUGAUGAUCAGAAACUCAUGAUCUGGGACACUCGGUCGAACAAUACUUCCAAGCCAAGCCACUCCGUAGAUGCUCACACUGCUGAAGUGAACUGCCUGUCUUUCAAUCCUUAUAGUGAAUUCAUCUUAGCCACAGGAUCAGCUGAUAAGACUGUUGCAUUGUGGGACCUGAGGAAUCUGAAAUUGAAGCUGCACUCUUUUGAGUCACACAAAGAUGAGAUAUUUCAGGUUCAGUGGUCCCCACAUAAUGAAACUAUUUUGGCUUCUAGCGGAACCGAUCGCAGACUAAACGUAUGGGACUUAAGCAAAAUUGGGGAAGAACAGUCUCCUGAAGAUGCAGAAGAUGGUCCACCUGAGCUUUUGUUUAUUCAUGGUGGUCACACUGCAAAGAUAUCUGAUUUCUCCUGGAAUCCCAAUGAACCAUGGGUAAUUUGUUCUGUAUCAGAAGACAAUAUCAUGCAAGUCUGGCAAAUGGCAGAGAACAUAUAUAAUGAUGAAGACCCUGAAGGAAGUGUGGAUCCAGAAGGCCAAGGAUCCUAGACAUUUGGUCUCUUUCUUUCCUUGCUGUUCUUUUCCCCCCUCCUGUUGUUCUCCCCCUGUCGUCUCCCAGUUUUCCUGAAUUGUCAGCACUGGUGCUUGAGAGAGACAGGCACUGCAUUCAACAACCCAUCUGUAGAUAACAGUCCAUCAGCUUUACAUCUAACCAAGAAAGUGAACAGUUGCUUUUGAAAGUUGAGGGUUUGGUGUGACAUGAGUUACUAUCACACAGUGGCUCUUUGGUCAUUUUCCUCCCCAAAUGUUGGUUGAGCUAGUAUUUGCACUCUUUUGCCUUUACUACAACAUAGAUUUUAGGGAGGUGAGCUACUAUCAGUGAUUGAGGUGCGAUUCUGUUGUUCCAGUUAAUACCUGAGCUUCCCCCUAUCACAUCUUGCUUCUUCAGUGCUUUUUUUUAUGGGGUAUCUCAGGCUGUGGAUAUGAAUAUGGUAGAUCAUAUCUGCACAUCACUUUGCACUCUUGGGUGUUUUUUUAAACUGUGUUCUAAUGUUAUAUCUUUCCUUUGCUUUCUGUGAAAUGUUUUGGUGUUUAUCUUGGGGGACCACCAGAUCGUUUAAGAAGUUGAUUUCAUUUGAGUAGUGUACCACAGAUGGCAUGUCCAGUAACCUGGAAAUACACAGUGGUA